AUGGAAACUAAGUUUUGCUACUUCAACAACUACAAUGUCAAUCAGCCAAGACACUUUUGCAAGGGCUGCCAAAGGUACUGGACAGCCGGUGGGGCUCUCCGUAAUGUCCCUGUAGGUGCUGGGAGGCGGAAGAUUAAGCCACCGUGCCGGGGACUGGAUGGGUUUUCCGAGGGUUGUUUGUUUGAUGCUUCUGGAGUGCAACAGUUUGAGUUUGAUACCGUUGUGGAGGAGUGGCACAUGGAUGAACACGGCGGUUUCCAGCAUCUUUUUCCGUCCAAGAGGAGGAGGACCACCUCUAGUAGUCAAACUCAAUAA
Messenger RNA from Fraxinus pennsylvanica, 315 nucleotides. The record is from the annotation of a GenBank genome assembly. Lineage: Eukaryota; Viridiplantae; Streptophyta; Magnoliopsida; Lamiales; Oleaceae.